This is a messenger RNA of Vitrella brassicaformis, 1366 nucleotides long. Lineage: Eukaryota; Vitrellaceae. The record is from the annotation of a GenBank genome assembly.
CUUGCAUUGGGACUUGAAGUGUUGUUGCAUUUUCCUUGGUCUUUAUUGUCAUCUUGGUGUCGCUUGCUCCCUCGCUCUCCCUCCCUUUCUCCCUCCCAGCAUGAUGCACAUCAGACAAAUCCACCCGGGCAUCUCUCUCUGACAGUAGUUGGAAAGGAAGCUAGAUCGAUAAACCAGCCAGCCUUCACUCGAGACAUUGUGUUUCAAAAAAAAAAGGAGGAGGCAGCCAUCUGAUUGUGCUUCCUUUUGUCACUGCGUCUUGGGCUGCUCCUGUUCGUCGUGCCACUCUUUGCGCCAAGGCAGGGCAAGCAGCCCUCCCUCUUCCCCUUGGUCGGCCCCUUGGUCGGUCCCUUUGUCGGCACCUUGGUCGGUCCCUUGGUCGGUCUGCUCUGCAGCGUCUGUCGAGACAUCACCUGAUAUAGUACGGUGGGCAAGGACGAGAGAAGAGACAUCAGUGUGUCUCUGUGGUAUGUAUGUAUGUAUGCAUGUGUGCGGACCUGGCUGCCUCUCUUCAAAUCGGCUCUUGCCCGUGACAUGCUGGAAGACCCAAUCAGUCAUCUUUUGGGCCUCCUCUGCAGACAUGAGUAGGUCCGUUUGAGAACCUCAGAUAUCCAUCAUGCAUGCAGGCGGGCUAGCUACAUGCGAGAGACUCAUUUGGAGGAAGAGCUACCUUCUGAGAAGACCCACUUCGAGUCCCCGGGGUAGAUCAGCUUCUUGCGGUUGAAUCCUCUGCAUCUGAAGAAGUCGCCCGUCUUGGUGGUGAUUGUCACCGUGAAGGCACCGAAGCUGUAGCCGUACUUGAAAAAGUUCUUCUCGCGGCCGGUGAAUUUCUGUAUAUAGAUCGUAACGCACGGGAAGAUGUGGACACAACGCGAGACACGCACACGCAUCUCGUGUGUAAGUGCGGGGAACAUGUGUGCGUGUCGUCUUACGAUGCCCUCCGCGGCCGUGCAGAACGGGAUGUUGUCAACCGAGGUGGUGACACCGGCGCCGCUGCAGAGUUGAUCCUCAGCGUCCUUUGCCCCUUUGCAGUCACCUCGUCCGUGCCCCUUUGCAGGCAGCCGUAUCUCGUUGAUUACGCACACCUGGCCCUUCAAACAUUUGAACGCGCCGGCCUCGUGUCCGUAGGCGUAAUCCUCUGCGACCACCUCCGUCUUGGGCCCCUUCGGAGAAGGGAUGACCCCUAGACGCCCCCUCGAUUUGUCUCCUCCGAGUUGGACUUUCAGGGUGUAGAAGGCAAAGUCGAUUGAACACUCCGGAAGCCGGCCCGUGGCGUGGCCUGCGACGGGCGUGACGCUCGUGACAAAGAUCAGGCAUAAGGCGACAACAAGGGCCCUCGAAAAUGCCAUCUCCGCAGGAAAGGUGC